AGCUGCAACAAGUCUCUGUGUUUCUGUCCUUAGAAAAAUUGGACUAUUCAGAAAGUCUUCGUCAACAACCCGCUAGAAUCUCUGCAAACACUGUGUGUAGCUAUGUCUACUGCCAGCUUUCUGCUAUCCGAAGAUCAGUUUCGGUGCUUCAUCUGUAUGGAUGUCUUUACUGAUCCUGUCAGCACAUCAUGCGGACACAACUUCUGCAAAACCUGCAUCACUAAACACUGGAAUACUAAUGACCAUUACCAGUGUCCCAUGUGCAAAAAGACUUUUACCACAAGACCUGAACUGCAUGUCAACACUCUGUUCUCUGGGAUGGUCGCUCAGUUCAGACAGUCAGCUCAACAGAAAGCCAGCAGCAGCAGCUCAAAGCAACAAGAAACCAAACCAGGAGAAGUUCCCUGUGACGUCUGCACUGGAACCAAACUGAAGGCACUGAAGUCCUGCCUGGUGUGUCUGGCCUCCUACUGUGAGACUCACCUGGAGCCUCAUCUGACAAUGUCAGGCCUGAAAAGACAUCAGCUUAUCAACCCUGUGGAGAACCUGGAAGACAGGAUAUGCAAGAAGCACGAUAAACCUCUGGAGCUGUUCUGUAAGACCGAUCAGACAUGUGUCUGUACACUCUGCCCUGUUUCAGACCACAAGACACAUGAUGUUGUUCCUCUGAGGGAAGAAUAUAAAUACCAGAAGGCUGAGCUGGGGAAGACAGAGGCUGAAAUUCAGCAGAUGAUCCAGAAGAGACAACUGAAGAUUAAGGAGAUCAAACACUCAGUCGAUCUCAGUGAGAAAGAUGCAGACAGGGUGAAAGCAGAAGGUGUUCAGGUCUUUACUGCUCUGAAGGAGUCUGUUGAGAGAGGUCAGGCUGAUCUCAUCAAAACAACAGAAGAGAAGAAGAGAAUGACACAGAAACAGGCUGAAGGCUUCAUCAAAGAGCUGGAACAGGAAAUCUCUGAGCUGAAGAAAAGAAGCACUGAGGUGAAGCAGCUCUCACACUCUGAAGACCACCUCCAACUUCUCCAGUGUAUCCAGUCCCUGAAAGCUGCUCGACUCUCCAAAGACUGGACAGAGGUCAGCGUCUGUCCACCAUCAUAUGAGGGGACUGUGGUGAGAGCUGUGUCUCAGCUGGAGGAGACACUCAAUAAAAAGAUGAAGAAGCUGGUAGCUGAGACUGAAAUGAAGAAGGUCCAGCAGUAUGCAGUGGAUGUGACUCUUGAUCCUGAAACAGCAAAUCCCUAUCUCAUCCUGUCUGAUGAUGGGAAACAAGUGAAACAUGUUGAUGUGAAGAAACAUCUCUCAGACAGCCCAAAGAGAUUUUCCCGUUAUAUUUGUGUCUUAGGAAAGCAGAGUUUCUCUUCAGGCAGAUCUUACUUUGAGGUUCAGGUUAAAGAAAAGACUGACUGGGCUUUGGGAGUGGCCAGAGAGUCGGUCAACAGGAAGGGAGACGUCCCACUGACUCCCCAGGAUGGUUACUGGACUGUAUGGAUGAUAAAGGAAAAUGAGUACAUCGCUCUAGCAGAUCCUACAGUCCGUCUCUCUCUGAAGUCUCGUCCUCAGAAGGUGGGGGUGUUUGUGGAUUAUGAGGAGGGUCUGGUCUCCUUUUAUGACGUAGAUGCUGCAGCUCUUAUCUACUCCUUUACUGGCUGCUCCUUCACUGAGAAACUCUUCCCAUACUUUGGCCCCUGCGCUAAUAAUGGUGGUAAAAAUUCUGCACCUCUGAUCAUCUAACCUGUCAAUUAAACUGGCUGAUCAUUUUUUUAAGAUCAGCAAUUUAUGGAAUAGUAAAGCAUUGGAAACGAUACAUAAACUCAUUUAAGGUUCUGUAUGUGGCUGUCACAAAAUCCUUUUUUUAGUGACACCUCACUCUGAGGCCGUUGAGUGAACUGCAAUCAGCAUCCUGUUGUCCAUGCUCCAGUGUGCAAACUCUGUAGCCACGAGCCAGCACCUGGGCAUCAGCCAAAACAGUAACAAGCAUGAGACCAACCACGGUUGACUGUCAUCAUGUUGACAGAAUACUUGAAAUAAAUUGCAAUCAUAUUCAGAAAAAUGUCAUUAUCUGUAAUGUUCCUAUAUUUCAGUUGGACCAUUUGCUCCAUGGUACUUAGUCUUAUUUAAUCAGCUGACGCCACAAUGUACCCUAGAUGGCUAACUUUAGCUCAGCUUGUGGUUAGCUCCAUGUAAGUAUCAUGGAUCACAUUAGCUUGGAAAGUAAUUUGGCAAGCUAGCUAAUAUCCACUCAGAUAGUAUUUUCUAGUGAAAUCAGCGAGUAAGCCAGCAAAGGUAGCUAGCUAGCUGUAACUGAUGCUACAAAGCAACCUUUGCAUCUGGUAUGCAAUCAAAUGAAAAUUUUGAGCCAUGACUCCUUCUGUUCUGGCUCCCACUAACACAACAAGACCACAUUUUAAGACUCCUAUGUAGCCUACAGCCCUGUGGCAUGUUGAUUUUUGCCUCCAGCUAACAAGGUGAUGUCAUUGUGAGGGUCUAUAGCCAGGGAACAGUUAGCUGACCUCUCUGCAGUUUAAACAACCAACCCUUUUAUUUCACAGCUUAAGUUUCCAUCUUAUGUACAAAUUCUGGUUGUUUGGCAUGUUAGAGCAUUGCUCUGCCUGCAAAAUUUAGGGCACUUUGUCUCGCUCUGGCUGAAUUUGAAUUGCUACAGGGCACCAGGUGACAGUCAGUCUUCGCCGAGCGGCCACUGCAGAAUGUAGGUAAUUGAAACAGCAUAUGUGGACUCAGUGUUAUAGUGGGUGUCGGCCAUUUGUUUCAGUUAUCAGACACCAUUUCUUAGCUCACGUUAGCUGUGUAGAGCUGAAGUAAGAUGCAGCAUGCCGCUGGGUGAAGUUUGCAGAGUGGGCCAUUUGCAGGGGCUGUGUUACUCAAAAAAAUACAACCCUGGUACCCUGGGUGUGUUGGUUGUUGACAUUCUGGGACGCCAUGUCAAGUUCUG
This is a messenger RNA of Epinephelus lanceolatus (giant grouper), 2947 nucleotides long. Its product is annotated as E3 ubiquitin-protein ligase TRIM21-like. Gene Ontology annotation, molecular function: zinc ion binding; protein binding. The record is from RefSeq and is a predicted model, not a curated record. Lineage: Eukaryota; Metazoa; Chordata; Actinopteri; Perciformes; Serranidae.